GCGGGUCCUGCGGCGGCGCCUGCAGCGCGGAUCCCCCCUUCCCCGCCCGGGCCGGGCCACAGGGACGGGCGAGCCCGCGCGCGGGGACAGGCGGCGGCCCCGGCCCGGGUCCUGCGACUCCCCGCCGCUCCCCCCUCCUCCCGAGGCCCCCGGCCGGGGUCGCGCGUCCCCGCCGCGCGCCAUGGCCUCGGAGGCGGUGAAGGUGGUGGUGCGCUGCCGCCCCAUGAACCAGCGGGAGCGGGAGCUGAGCUGCCAGCCCGUGGUGACGGUGGACGCGGCGCGCGGCCAGUGCUUCAUCCAGAACCCGGGCGCCGCCGACGAGCCCCCCAAGCAGUUCACCUUCGACGGCGCCUACUCCAUGGACCACUUCACCGAGCAGAUCUACAACGAGAUCGCCUACCCGCUGGUGGAGGGCGUCACUGAGGGCUACAAUGGCACCAUCUUUGCCUAUGGCCAGACGGGCAGCGGGAAGUCCUUCACCAUGCAGGGCCUGCCGGACCCGCCUUCCCAGAGAGGGGUCAUCCCCAGGGCCUUCGAGCACAUUUUCGAGAGCGUCCAGUGCGCGGAGAAUACCAAGUUCCUGGUCCGGGCCUCCUACCUGGAGAUCUACAACGAAGACAUCCGUGACCUGCUGGGGGCUGACACCAAGCAGAAGCUGGAGCUGAAGGAGCACCCGGAGAAGGGAGUGUACGUGAAGGGGCUCUCCAUGCACACGGUGCACAGCGUGGCGCAGUGCGAGCGCAUCAUGGAGACGGGCUGGAGGAACCGCUCGGUGGGCUACACCCUGAUGAACAAGGACUCCUCGCGCUCCCACUCCAUCUUCACCAUCAGCAUCGAGAUCUACGCUGUGGAUGAGCGGGGCAAGGACCACCUCCGGGCGGGCAAGCUGAACCUGGUGGACCUGGCAGGCAGCGAGCGGCAGUCCAAGACGGGCGCCACGGGGGAGCGGCUCAAGGAGGCCACCAAGAUCAACUUGUCGCUGUCGGCACUGGGCAACGUCAUCUCGGCCCUGGUGGACGGGCGCUGCAGGCACAUCCCCUACCGGGACUCGAAGCUGACGCGGCUGCUGCAGGACUCGCUGGGCGGCAACACCAAGACACUGAUGAUGGCCUGCCUGUCGCCUGCUGACAACAACUACGACGAGACGCUCAGCACGCUGCGCUACGCCAACCGAGCCAAGAACAUCAAGAACAAGCCGCGCAUCAAUGAGGACCCCAAGGACGCCCUCCUGCGCGAGUACCAGGAGGAGAUCAAGAAGCUCAAGGCCAUUCUGGCCCAGCAGAUGAGCCCGGGCGACCUGUCAGCCCUGCUCUCCAAUCAGGUGCCCCUGAACCCUGUCCAGACUGAGAAGCUGUUGCCCCCACCUGUGAUCCAACACGACACGGAGGCUGAAAAGCAGCUGAUCCGGGAGGAGUACGAGGAGCGCCUGGCCCGGCUGCAGGCCGACUACGAGGCAGAGCAGGAGUCCAGGGCCCGGCUGGAGGAGGACAUCACUGCCAUGCGCAACUCCUACGACGUGAAGCUGUCCACGCUGGAGGAGAACCUGCGCAAGGAGACAGAGGCCGUUCUGAAGGCGGAAGUCCUCUACAAGGCUGAGGUCAUGUCCAGGGCUGAGUUUGCCAACAGGUCUGAGAACUCGCCCACGUUCCAGUACGAGGUGGCCGUGAAACCCGAGGUCUCCUCCAUGGCCGACACGCUGCCCCGGGACGAUGUCUCCAGGACCCAGGGUUCCUCCAGGUUGGAGGGACUGCCCAAGGUGGAGGCCUCCCAGUCGGAGAUUUCUUUUGGGUCUGAUGAGUCUUCCACAUUCCAAGAAACCUCCAUGUCUGAGGCCUUCCCAGGGCCCGAGGAGCCCUCCGACCUGGAGUUUGCUCUGCCCGACGUGGAGGCCAAAGUCAAGUACUUCUUGGCUGAGGAUCUCAGCCAGGAGGCCAUGGAGCCUCUGCUGGAGGGGGAGCCGUUACUCCAGGAAGCCGAGCCACAGCUGAUGCCCCCGGAGCUGUUAUCAGGCCUGCACGACCCGUUUGCUGAGGUGGAAGCCAAGCUGGCCCGGCUCUCCUCCACGGUGGCUAGGACGGACGUGCCCCAGGCGGACGUACCCAAGGUCCCCAUGCAGGAGGUUGACCUGGACCUGGACAUGGCCAAGGAAGUGGUGUUGGCAGCAGAGCCUGGCAUGGAGGCCGAGGCUGAGGCCCAGGUGGCCUUGGAGGCUCCGCCUCAGGCCCCACUGGCCAUGACAAGUGUGAGAAGGGACAGUGUGGGUGUGGAGGUGGCAGUGCUGACUGACGACCUGCUGCCCAUUGUGGACCAGCAGCAGGUGCUCGCCCGUUUGCAGCUGUUGGAGCAGCAGGUGGUUGGAGGGGAGCAGGCCAAGAACAAGGACCUGAAAGAGAAGCACAAGCGGCGGAAGCGGUACGCUGAUGAGCGCAAGAAGCAGCUGGUGGCGGCGCUGCAGAACUCGGAUGAGGACAGCGGGGACUGGGUGCUCCUCCACGUCUACGACUCCAUCCAGGAGGAGGUGAGGGCCAAGAGCAAGCUGCUGGAGAAGAUGCAGAGGAAGCUUCGGGCAGCAGAGGUGGAGAUCAAAGAUCUGCAGUCGGAGUUUGAGCUGGAGAAGAUCGAUUACUUGGCCACCAUCCGGCGGCAGGAACGUGACUCUAUGCUCUGCCAGCAGCUCCUGGAGCAGAUGCAGCCCCUGAUUCGCCGGGACUGUAACUACAGCAACCUGGAGAAGAUAAGGCGCGAGUCCUGCUGGGAUGAGGAUAAUGGCUUCUGGAAGAUCCCCGAGCCCAUCAUCAUAAAAACCAGCCUCCCAGUAGCAGUUUCAACAGGGCCACAGAACAAACCAGCCCGCAAAACCUCUGCAGUGGACAUGGGCGAACCCGGCACGCAGAAGGAAGACCGCUACAAGCUGAUGCUCAGCCGGAGCGACAGUGAAAAUAUUGCCAGUAACUACUUCCGGUCGAAGCGGGCCAGCCAGAUCCUCAGCACGGAUCCCAUGAAGAGCCUCACACAUCACAGCUCACCGCCAGGCCUCAGCUCUCCACUCAGCAACAACUCUGCCACCUCGCCCACGCAGGCCCCUGAAAUGCCCCAGCCCCGGCCCUUCCGCCUGGAGUCCCUUGACAUCCCCUUCAGCAAGGCCAAGCGUAAGAAAAGCAAAAGCAGCUUUGGCAGUGAGCCCCUGUGAGCACAGCUGCCUGCUGCUGCCCUGCCUUUAUGUUUCCGUGAGACUGCCAGGCCCUCCCAGGGCAGCCCCAGCCAGGCCUCCUCCCACCAGCCCCCCACAGUGACCAGGAGGCCUGAGGGGGCCCUUGCGCUGGGAAGACACAUUCCGUUCCCUGUUACCCAGAGAGCCUACC
Molecule: messenger RNA, 3362 nt
Organism: Equus quagga
Lineage: Eukaryota; Metazoa; Chordata; Mammalia; Perissodactyla; Equidae
Gene: KIF17
Product: kinesin family member 17
Exons: 14
Coding region: 182-3190 (1002 amino acids)
Biological process (GO): microtubule-based movement
Molecular function (GO): microtubule motor activity; microtubule binding; ATP binding
Source: RefSeq, a predicted model, not a curated record